This is a messenger RNA of Poecilia reticulata (guppy), 2254 nucleotides long. It is a transcript of the gene pex7, whose product is annotated as peroxisomal biogenesis factor 7. NCBI's taxonomy places the organism in Eukaryota, Metazoa, Chordata, Actinopteri, Cyprinodontiformes, Poeciliidae. Gene Ontology annotation, cellular component: cytosol; peroxisomal matrix. Gene Ontology annotation, biological process: protein import into peroxisome matrix. Gene Ontology annotation, molecular function: protein binding. The record is from RefSeq and is a predicted model, not a curated record.
ACACGGAAGUGUUUGCAGCUGUGCGGCUUUUGGAGGAUGUGAGCAGCACAGGGUCUGCUUACAUGUGGAAAACUUCUUUUUGUUCAUUUUAAAUGGUUUUCAUCACCGCUUAACGGUUAAAAGCGACGCUGGAGCGGAACCGGUGGUUCGGACGGACUUGGGAUUUUUUUCUGCAUCUGAUGACCACGAUGAAGGUGUUUCGCUGUCCUGGUCGCCAUGGUUACGCCGUGGAGGCGUCGCCGUUCCUCCCGAACCGACUGGCCUGCGCGGCGUCCCAGUUCUACGGGAUAACUGGUUCUGGUUCUCUGUUUGUUCUGGAUCAGACUGAAACUGGGGUUGUUUUGGUGAGAAGCUGGCAGUGGGGUGACGGUCUCUUCGACGUUGCGUGGAGUGAAGCUAACGAACACGUCUUGGUGGCGGGAGGCGGCGACGGCAGCCUGCAGCUUUGGGACUCAGCCAAUCAGAACGCUCCGCUGAGAGUGGCCAAGGAGCACACACAGGAGGUUUACUCUGUGGACUGGAGUCAGACCAGAGCAGAGAACCUCAUCGCCUCCGGAUCCUGGGACCGCUGCGUUAAAGUGUGGGACCAGAACCUUGGCCGCUCCCUCGCCACGCUCAGGGGUCACGAAGGGGUCGUCUACAGCUCCAUCUGGUCUCCUCACAUCCCAGGAUGCAUUGCUUCAGCCUCAGGCGACGGGACGCUCAGAGUCUGGGAUGUGAAGGCCGCUGCGUGCCGAUUGGCUGUUCCUGCUCACAAAGCUGAGAUCCUGAGCUGUGAUUGGUGCAAAUACGACCAGAAUCUGGUGGCUACAGGAUCAGUGGACUGCAGCGUGUGUGUGUGGGACCUGAGGAACGUCACACAGCCCGUCAGUCAGCUGCUGGGACACAGCUACGCCAUCCGCAGGGUCAAGUUCUCCCCGUUCAGUCGGACCGUUCUGGCCUCCUGCUCCUACGACUUCACCGUCCGGUUUUGGGACUUCGGCAGACGUCAGCCUCUCCUGGACACAGUGGAGCAUCACUCAGAGUUUGUCUGUGGAUUGGACUUCAACCUGCACGUCCCUCACCAGGUGGUGGAUUGUUCCUGGGAUGAGACGGUGAAGAUCUACUCACCGUCCUGCCUCGCUGCAGCACCAUAACACACACACACACACACACACACACACACACACACACACCGCUGGGCGUCUUCCGGACAGUGGGCGGUCCUUCCGGCUGGAUUUGAGCUCCUAUUGGCUGAUUGGACUCUGAGUUUGAGACGUGAAACCUAAUUAUAAAGUGUUUUAUGUAAAUGAUGUUUAUGAUUAAAUAAAUAUUUUCUUCAUCAUCCAGCAUCAUUUCAGCAGCAGAACCUCCAAACCUUUUGGUAACUAAACCCUAAAUCCACUUUCCACUGCAGACAAACUGAAUAGUUUUUAUGUUUCUGUGCAAAUUGUGAUCGCAAGUGUCUCAGUGCUGCCCCUAGCGGUUGAAUGGUGGUACUGCAGCUGAAUUUUCCUAUUGGUUCCAGCGUUGCAGCCCUGUGAUUGGCUAUAACCGCCUCACUCAGACGCGCCCCCUGGUGGCGAGUCAGGAGGCGGAACAACGUUGAUCAACAGCGCUGCCCGAGUGACGCAGAGCGAACUGGCGCCGUUUGCGGCGGAACACCGGAUUUCUUUCUACUCACGGUUUUGAAAAGUUAACAGAUUUUAUGAGAGUCACUUUUAUUGCUUUACAGUGAGAUGGUGAAUUAAACUGACUACAUGGAGACAUUAUUAUUAUUAUUAUUAUUAUUAUUAUUAUUAUUAUUAUUACUGCCAUUGGUUUUCAGUGUUUUCGUUAAGAAGUAAAAACAUCCUCCUCUGAAGAAACAUUUCCACAGUUAGCUGAAAUAAAACGCAUUUGAAGAGUGAAUGAGUGAAAGAGUGAAUGAGUGAACCCGGACCCCUGCAGGUUCUCAUGGUUCCUGAUCUUUUCUGUUCCUGGGGCCUGGAGGACGGCGGCCGGAUGUGGGCGGGGCUUCCCGCUGCCGCCCUGAAAACUGAUAUUCUGAUCAAAUAUCGCACUUAAAAUGAUUCCCCCGCCUGUCGGGAGCUCAGCUCAUCCUGAACAGGAUCAUUAACGUUUAUCCCGGGAGAAACAGAACCCGACUGGGUCAGAACUUCAGAUCUGAACACGUUCAGUCUGAACGCAGUUAAACCUUCAGGAGCCAGAAGGAAAUCAGCCUUUAAAAUGAAAGAAAACUAUAAAAAAGUGAGUUUUAUUUUAACUGAUUAGU